CGGUCGUGAUUGGACGUGUAAACGCGUAUUCUUUCCUUCUCACGUGCUGUAGGAAGCUUUCUAGCUUUUGAUACUCUUGUAUCUAGCCGCGUGCGUGUGAGAUGCCGAUCUAUCGAUAGAUCUACUUUAUCGACGUGUUGCGACUAUCAGCGCAUUUCAACCAAUUUAGAAGUAUUGGAACAAAACUUGUUUGUUUUGAUUUGGUGGGAAAGGUAUGAGAAAACUGUGAGUGAAAAAUGUUUCUGAAGACGACACAUAAAAUUCAUGAAACAAGUGUGCAGCGUAGUUUCUUUAUUUCAACUAACUUAUGGAAAAUGUACCAGUAUAAAUUGCUUUGCUAACUUGAAAUCGACGAUAGCAUCAGUGAGAAGAUUGGCGCACCGUAAGCUCAAUUUCAACCUGAAGCGGUAAUAGUGUAAAGGGAGAAGAAUGAAACUACAUCUUUUGGCUGGAAGCUGCAACCAAAACCAUGAAGAAGGAACUUCGCUCCUGUACGGCGUGCGGUGAACCAAUCUCUGAUAAGUACCUGCUAGACGUUGGUGGCUGCUCCUGGCAUUCCGCCUGUCUAAGGUGCUGCAUAUGCCACACCCCGCUUGAUCACCAGCCGUCUUGCUUCCUGAAGAACAGGCGGAUUUACUGUAAACCUGACUAUGCAAAAACAUAUGGAGCAAAAUGUGCACGAUGCAAUCAAAGUAUAGCUGCUUCUGAUUGGGUCCGUCGAGCUCGAGAACUGAUCUUCCACCUUGCCUGCUUUGCCUGUGAUAGCUGUGGACGCCAAUUGUCCACUGGGGAACAAUUUGCCCUUGCCGAUGAGAAGGUGCUUUGCAAAACGCACUAUGCGGAGAUGUUUGACUGCGGAACUUCUAGUGAUGAUGGAUUUGAAGCUGACGAUUACCAAAAGAACAGCAAGACAAAACGAGUUCGGACCACCUUCACGGAAGAACAGUUGCAGAUUUUGCAAGCAAACUUCAACAUCGACAGUAAUCCAGAUGGACAGGAUCUCGAGCGAAUUGCGUCUGUGACUGGCCUCAGUAAGCGAGUUACCCAGGUGUGGUUCCAAAAUUCGCGUGCUCGUCAGAAGAAGCACGUUCAAGUUCCUAGGGAUGGCGAUUUGAAUCCAUUCGCCAGACACAUCAACCUCCAGUUAUCGUACACAUUCCAACACAAUCCGGUUCACUUAGCACAUGCUGGACAAACUGGCAAUAUACACCAUACUACUGGCAACAUGGGCCCUAGUUUCCAUAACAAUAACACCAUCAACUCGACAAAGUCCUCGCCGUAUAGUAGACACAGUUCUUUGGAUGACUUAUCAGAAGAUUCAGCGGUUCAUUGCAUGCAGAGUGAGAUAUGAGUAGACUCCAUCAAAAACUAAGUCAGAGAUUCAGAGAACAGCUAGAACUUGAACCUUUAAACAACCGUCUCACCCUGUUGUUAGUGUACGAGAUGCUACCAGCAACCAUAGUGCCUUAAAGGCGAAAUUUGAUCGUACGACAAAAGGCUUUCAAAGAUCAGUAUCUUUUCUUGAAUUCAUCCAGGGCUCAGUUUUUUUUUGUCUGUGCUACAAACUAGCGAUUAAAUGCCGAAAGGAAACUACCCAGUGACGGAUCAAUCCUUAGCCUAUCACUAAUCGCACUGCAGGCCGCUGUUAUGGUAUUUAUCUGGGAUUUUUAUUAAUGCUUGCUUUGAUGUCACAAUGCACAUUGGGGUGUUUUUGUCGAAGGUUAAAUACACUAAUUAGUAUUUUAGUUAACCGCUAGAAGUUUUUCUGAUAAACACACUUCUGGCAUGUUUAAUACCACUUUUACUACGAAUUAUUGCAGGCUUUUUCGGGUGCCACUAAAACUUAUUAUGUUCAUUCAAGAAAAGGAUAAUUGUAUUAACUGUAAAUUAUAUGUUCUAAUUUGCUUUUAUGUACAAGUUUGGUGACCCUAAUUGUAUAUAUUUCGGAUAAUUAUGUGUGAAUUGUAAUGUUUAAGUGUAAUUUAUUUUAUAUGAUGUUUUAGUAUAGUUCAAAUAGAUAAGAACUGUGUGCCAGGACUAACAUGGUUUAACUUAUCUGACGUAACGCAAAUGUAAUUUGCAGAUAUUUAAGAUAUUAGGUAAAUUAUUUUUGUAGUUAUCAUUGAAGAAUCCUUUGUAACGAAAAAGUGCAUACGGAUAAAGUUGUAGUCAGCA
Messenger RNA from Wyeomyia smithii (pitcher-plant mosquito), 2175 nucleotides. Its product is annotated as LIM/homeobox protein Awh-like. Gene Ontology annotation, biological process: regulation of transcription by RNA polymerase II; neuron differentiation. The transcript has 6 exons. Gene Ontology annotation, molecular function: RNA polymerase II transcription regulatory region sequence-specific DNA binding; DNA-binding transcription factor activity, RNA polymerase II-specific. Gene Ontology annotation, cellular component: nucleus. The coding region runs from base 470 to 1351 and encodes 293 amino acids. Lineage: Eukaryota; Metazoa; Arthropoda; Insecta; Diptera; Culicidae. The record is from RefSeq and is a predicted model, not a curated record.